AUGAUUCAGUGGCUGUGGGGCCCAGGGCCCAAGGAGAGGGGCGCACUGGACCCUGGUCCCUCAGCACGAGUGACCAUGUGCAUCCUAGGGGCCGAAGUGUCCACACCACAUGCCACGUGCCACACAUUGGGAAAAACAGAGGGGAAGCUUCUGAGCCGCAGAGCUGUCUGGUGCGCGGGCUCCCCUUGGGCAGACGAGGGCAGGCCUGUGAUGACGGUUUCUCCCCACAGCCCCAAAGCUGGCCCGGCAGGGAGCCGGGAGCAGGCUCUGGGCGUCUCCGAGCUGAAGAAGAAGCUGGGCCGGGCCGUGGGCAACUCAGCCCUGCACGCCAUCCUCGGCAGCCUGCUGCUCUACGUUCGCCAGCGCGAGGCCCAGGCCGGGGAGCCCCCUCGCCCUCCACAGGGCCGGGGGGCGCCCCAGGACACCCUCCCGCAGCCCACCCGCUUCCAGCUCCUGCGUGCCAAGUUCAUGGGCACCGGCCGAGGGCCCCUCAAGAAGAGCCGGGAGGUGGGGCGGCUGAUAGCCAAGGACAGGCCAGCUCCGGGCUGCAGCCAGGUGGCCGCCACCAUCCACAGACUGCUGGGGAAGACCAAGGAGGGCCCCAGCAGCCCGGGGCGCGGCCGGAAGGCCCGGAAGGGGCCCCCCGGGGGGAAGAGCGCCGUGAAGAGCAUCCUGCGGGUGCUGCUGGCCGCCACCGAGAGGGGCGCGAGCAGGCGGCCUCCGGAGGGUCCGCCCGCCGCCGCAGGGCGCCUCGGAACCGGAGGCGGGGCCCGGGGGGGCUCCGUGCUGGCGAGGCUGCGGGACAAGUUCGAGCAGAGCGGCUGCCUGAACGCCGGGGCGCCCCGCGGGGAGGUGCACAGGCCCGAAAACCGCCUGCUCCGCACCAGCACCUUGGCCAGCUCCUGCUUCCGCUCGCCCCCGGCCCGCUUCCUGGCCUGCGCGGCUGAGCCCGCGCUCGCCGUCAGCGUGGCCACCACCGUGGCACGCGGUGCUGGCAGCUGGCUGUGCCCUGGCCCCAGAAGGAGCCCCUUGGGCCCUGAAAAGGCGCCCACAGCUCCCGCUGCAGGGCAGGAACCUAGGGGGCCGUGGCCAGAGGAGUGCCCUCUAGCUGGGGAGUGCUCUCCGGCAUCCCUUCUCCCACAACUGGCUCCUGGGGACGCCAGUGCCUCGAUGGAUAGGGGGAGCCCCACGGACGGACCCCAGCCUGCCCCUGAGCCAGCCUCGUCCCCUGCCUCCCUCCUGGAGGGGGCCCUGCCUAUGCAGGUGCCGGCAGCAGGGCCCCAGGCAGGGAGUGGGGAGCACGCAGCCGCCCUUUGGGCCAGUCCACAGAGGGCGCGGGGGGCGACUAAAAUGGAGGUGGAGAGGGAUGCUGAGUGUGCCCGGCAGGACCAGCCCGCACUCAUCCCCCCACUCAGUCUGCAGCACGCCCAGGCCACGCGUCACACGCAGCCCGCCCUCGAGGCCCUGCACGUGACCCUCAGGCACCCCGUGGUCUAUGAGAUGCCCGUCCCACCUGGCAUGCUGCAGGGGGUGCCCUACAGGGGAGUCACCCACCCUCAUGGUUGGGGGACGGAGCCCGGGCCUGGAGCGGCAGGUGCCCCCGGGACACCCAGCACACCUGCCACUGCCCCACCUGCGCCCAGUGCACCUACUGUGACACCUGUGCUGCCGAUGGUCAGGACAGGGGUGGGGACCCCACCUGAGCACAGUGUCAUGCCCGAACAAGGGGCUGCCCACUGCAACCCCCACAAAGAUGGACCAUGCCCAGGAGAGCAGGUACUAGUUGCCAAAAACACUCAGAAUCACAGCUCGGGGAACCAACCGAACAAGGCAGGGGAGCAGGGUGCCCGGAAUGGGGGGCAGCACAGUCAAGUUCUCCAGGAACAGACCCCCGCCCUCAACCACAGCUGCCGCCCCCCAGCCCCACGCGAGCCCUCACAGCCAGGCCGACACCCUGGGCAGAGGCAGGCUUCAGCCCCAAGAGCCCCUUCCCUAACUAUGCCCCCAGAGGAAGCUGUGGAGACCCCAGGAAGGCCAGAAGAGCCCGAAGCAACCCUCUCAGGUGAGCAGGCAGCAAUCCCCAACGUGGUGACCCUGCAGCACCCCCACACCCAGGUCUGGCCACCUCCUGCCAACGUUAAGGUCCAGCUUCCUGUUGGGUUCACGAUAGCUCCCCACCAGCUACCCCAAGGAUGCUCAGUGGCAGAAGAGCCAUGGACUGACAGGGUACCCCAGAAGGCUGGUGACUGUCGGGGGACACAGUUGCUGGCCCCCAGCACAUGGACCGCUGCUCCCCUAGAAGAGGGGAUUAGAGAGAGGCCUCGGGGGAGUGAGUGCCAGCUGGAGACCUCAGGACUACAUACCCUGGGGACAGAGGCUCAGAGUUCAGCCCUGAAUGCUGGACUCCCCGAGGUACAGGCUCCAGGCCCCAUCCAGGCUCCCACCUGGGAGGAUAGUGUCCAGGCUGGAGCCCAGGUGAACCGGACAGCACCCCGUGACAUGGCGGCAGCCCCCACAGCAGAAGAAAGGCUUCCGGAGCUUCAGAUGCCAGCCUCUCAGGGGUACCCUGGGAUACAACCCAGUGUAGGAGACGGCUGGCCCAAGAGCCCAACAUUCCAACACCCAGUGCCAACACCAGAGGGUGGCAGCCAAACACCCCCCAUCCCAGACCUGCAGGAUCCCUCCAACACCAGUGGUACCAGAAGAGACACAAAGGAGGAGGGUCAGUGGACAAGACCAGCUGCCCUGGCCAAAUACAGGGCCCAGAGCUUCCGAGACGAGGGGGCCUUCGAGCACUCCUUCAGGCCUAUGGGCAUCAGGGCCAGUGACACCUUCCAGCCCCCAAAGUGAGGCCUCGCUUUCUGCAC
Molecule: messenger RNA, 2867 nt
Organism: Suncus etruscus (white-toothed pygmy shrew)
Lineage: Eukaryota; Metazoa; Chordata; Mammalia; Eulipotyphla; Soricidae
Product: nascent polypeptide-associated complex subunit alpha, muscle-specific form-like
Exons: 3
Coding region: 1-2850 (949 amino acids)
Cellular component (GO): nucleus; mitochondrion
Source: RefSeq, a predicted model, not a curated record